CGUCGCCACUCUUGGCCCCAUGGCAGGGCCCGCCGCCCCCAGCGGAGCUCCACCGCGGCCCCGAGCCGCCCUGCUGCUGCUGCUGCUGCUCGCUGCACUGCUGCCCGCCGCCGCACCAGAGAAGGACAUGCCAAACCGACCGCUGAGAGCCCGCGCCCAGUCUCCAGAUGGGAAGUUACCUUUUCGGUGGAAGCCAUCCAAUGGAGCAGGCUUCAGGGGUCCCCGCAGCAGAUCCCAAGGUUACCCCCGUGGGUACGGAGAGAGCAGCCGUCGGAUGAGCUACGCUCCUCUGCCGCCGGAGCGACAAACUCAGGAAGCGAGAAAACUGGCCUCUGAAUCAGUUCAUGUGGUUUCGCUGCCAUCAAGAAGCUCCCAAGGACGGAACCAACCUGUCUAUAGGUCAUCUUUAACUAAAAGGAAAGUCACAGAGGAGGAAGAGGUGGAGAUGGAGGUGGCACAAGACAUAACUGUUCGAGUUAUGUCCUCUCAGUCUGUGCUCGUGUCUUGGACAGACCCACUGUAUGAAAAACAGAAGGCUGCAGCAAAUAGGCAAUACAGCGUUCGCUAUCGGGAGAAGGGGGAGUCAGCAAGGUGGGAUUACAAGCAGGUGACCAACCGGCGGGCACUGGUGGAGAAUCUGCUGCCGGACACUGUGUAUGAGUUUGCCAUCCAAAUUUUGGAGGGAGAAAAGGAAGGGAAAUGGAGCGUGUCUGUUUACCAAAGGACUCCAGAGGCAGCUCCCACCAGCGCACCUGAAAAUUUGGAUGUUUGGCCAUUAAAGGGCAAACCAACCUCUGUAGCAGCAUCCUGGGAUGCUCUCCCAGAGAGCGAAGGAAAAGUCAAAGAAUACAUUCUUUCAUACGCCCCGGCUCUCAAGCCAUUUGGAGCUAAGUCCAUCACCUACUCCGGAGCUACAACAUCAGCCAUAAUAGAUGGUCUGCAGGCUGGGGAGCGCUAUAUUUUCAAAAUUCGUGCAGCAAACAGGAGGGGACCAGGUCCUCAGUCUAAGGCCUUCAGUGUUGCCAUCCCCGCAGUUGCUCAACAGCAAAUAAAUAUUCAAGAAAAUUCAAAUGCUAAAAAAAAUGGGAAUGCUGGCUCAUCUCCUCAAACUUCCUCUGUUUCUUCAAAAAUCCAGCCAUCGCUUUCCUCUAAGCAGUCACCUGUUCGUUCCCCUAAUGUUAAUGAUAAAAAGAGUCUUUCUGAAUAUAAACAUAAAAUAUUGUCCCAAGGGGAGGACCUAAGAAAGUUUCAGUUACCUUCUAGAAAGACAGGUGAGCUGGAACCUGGUCUCCAAUCCACUGAAGUGACAAAUGAUCAUGAUUCCUCUGAAGAAGCUCCGACGACGCCACCAAAAACGCAGGAUCAGAGGAGGAUUGUUAGACCACUGUCCCCUAGUCAGCCAGUCCACCCUGUCCUUGCCUCAGGGAGGACCACUCUUCAAACCCAUGUAUCAGAGGUGUCACAGCAGACAAGCACAGAGAAACAUGAGCCACCAGCACUGUUACCACCAUCAGCACGACGCUCUUCUGCCUUGUCUGUUCCUGAAUACACAGAUAAUGAAACAAAGCGACUGAGGAAAAGCAACACUAAUGUGCCUUCUAAAACCUCUUCCCACUCUCUGUCUGCCAAAAAUAAUGAUUUUACAGGUAAUGUGGAAGGAAAGCCAGACCCCGUGCAGGUGAAAGUGUCUUCUAAAACUUCAGAUCCUAGUCAUAUGGCUUUGCCAUCAAGUCGGCAGCCUGCUGUCUCUCAUGAAGUUAUCCCAAGCCAUCCCAGCAGAUCUGGCUCUCUAACUCAUUCACAUCAACCUGCUUCCCAAACGGCAGAUCCUCAUGCUCGUGAUAGCCAUAAUGAGUUUGACAGUGAAGAAGCAGAGGACAGAGCAGGACAGCCCAGUUCUACAUCUCAGCAAACAAGGCUGCCCUCAAGCUCCAGUUCUCGCACAUGGAAAGAUCCAAGAUUAGCUGCAGUGGCAGCCUCAUCCAGGUCUGCUGUUUCUGGUCAUGCUUCACCUCACUCUCGCUUCUCCAGCAGUGCCAAGUCUGACAGAAAGGAUAUUGAUAAAAAUGAUAGGGAGGACUCUCAAAAUGCAAAUCCCUUAUUUCCUUCUCUACCCUCUUCCAGACAGUCUUCUUCAGCAGUCUAUGCCAAGAGAAGAAAUCCUCAGGUCGAUUCUAAUUCUCACCUCAGAAAGGCACACAGUGAAAAGCCACCCCACUCCGACUCAGCAGAACAACAAAGUCGAGCAGCUGCUCCAGGGAGGCAUUCUCAUUUGCAGUCUUCUUUUUCCAAACAUAAGCCUGAUGAGCAGGACAGUCAAGAAGUAAAAGAAACCCUUGCUCAGUCAAAACCCAGUGUAUCUUUGCCUAAAAAGACAUUCCCCUCUCAUCUGCCGUUGGAGAAGACCUCCCACUCAGAGCCUCCACAGAGGACAGAAACCAGUCCUUCCUUACUGCAUUCCAGAGGCCGGCGCCUCCCCUCUCAUGCCUCAUCCCAGAGUAAUGAAGAAUUGCAGGAAGGUGUUGAUGAGGAUGUAACAGAAGGCAGUGACAGAGCAAGUAGCCGCUCUGUAUUUCCUAAAGAUGUGACCUCUUCCAGGACAUUACCUGCAUCUUUCUCUCAGGGAAGCUCACGUUCAUCUCUAUCAAAGCAACAGCAACCAGGUUCUCAGAUACCUUCUUACAAACAAAAACUUACUCAGCCAGACUCCAGUUCUGCUAGUGAUACAGCAAAAGAGAACCAGUAUAAUCCAAGGUCAUCUUCCACUUCUUCGAGACAAAAUCGUCCUUCAUUACCUGCUCGCUCAAUGGUGCCUACAAGAACAGUGUCCCAAACAGAGAAAAAAUAUGGCCUGUUGCCUUCAAAAACAUCCAAAACAGAACUUCCUCAAAAAGUUCCUUCCUCCUCUUCAUCUAAAUCUCGUCAGUCAGUUUCUGACGAAGAGGAUGAUUAUUAUAGUGAAUAUGAUCAGAAAGAAGAGAAAUCCACAUCUUUGGCAACAAAAUGGUCCCCUUCUGUUUCUGGAAGGAACAAAAACACAUACGAUGACACUACGAGCAAUAAAAAGAAGCCUAUGGACACUCUUCUACCUCACAAAGUAAGUUCUGAAGAGGAAGAGAAGGAACAAAUUCCAUCAUUAAAAAUUUCUUCUCCUGAAUCACAAGGAAGCUCUGUCAUGGCAUCCCGGAUUACUCAAUCCUCUAACAAGCACAAACCGAGCUUUGUCUGGCCACGUUCUUCAACAUCUACCACCACCCACACUGUUUCUCCAACAGUUUCUUCCUCCACCUUGUCCCCUCGCCAGCGACUAUUGAACUCCAGGCUACGGAGCCCCUCCCAAAGGCAAUCUGUUAGACCUCCUUAUAGACAAGGUUACAAUGGCAGACCUAAUCUUACAACGAAAAAUGGAAAUGGAAAUGGAAAAGUAAUACCUGGUAAUAAUGGAAAACCAAGUGGACAGAGAGUAAUCAAUGGCCCCCAAGGAACAAAGUGGAUUGUAGACCUUGACCGAGGGCUAGUAUUAAAUGUUGAAGGAAAAUACCUCCAAGAUUCCCAAGGCAACCCUCUCCGAGUGAAAUUAGGAGGGGAUGGACGUACAAUUGUUGAUGAAAAGGGUGCCCCAAUGGUGAGUCCUGAUGGAAUACCUUUGUUUGGACAUAGCAGAUUUAGUAAACCUGUAGCGAGUGCACAAGAUAAACCAAUAAUAAGCCUCGGAGGGAAACCUCUGAUUGGUCUUGAAAUGGUGAAGAAAACAACCACUCCUUCAACUACGACUACUACUACUACUACUACAACAAUACCCCCAACAACUACCACAACAACCACUACGACAACUAUCACUACAACUACCACCACCACUCCUGAACCAACCACCACUGAGCCACCCACGGAGAAACCACCCCCAACCUGUCCUCCAGGCACCUAUGCACAGUAUGAUGAUGAGGGCAACUUGCUCUUGGGGUUUGAUGGCCUGCCAGAGUGCAACGCAGAAGAUACAUUCUCAGGGCUGGAUUCAGAUGUGACAGCAACUCCAGAGGCAUAUGUGAUCUAUGAUGAUGACUACGAGUUUUUUGAGAGCACUUUGCCACCAACCACCACCACUGUCACCACCACCACUGCUUCUACAACGACAGAAUCAGAAGCUGUCUAUCCAGAGACCAGUGUUUUUGGCACCAGCCCCAUGUCAGAAUAUGACAUUACUGGGAAGAAACGUUUCACUGCUCCUUAUGUGACCUAUCUUAAUAAAGAUCCAGCAGCACCCUGCUCCUUGACAGAGGCCCUGGAGCACUUCCAGGUGGAGAGCCUCGAUGAAAUCAUCCCUAAUGACCUCAGAGAGAAAGAGAUGCGUCCCAUGAAAGCCCCUCAUAACAUCACCAUUGUGGCAGUCGAAGGCUGUCACUCCUUUGUCAUUGUGGAUUGGGCCAAACCUGCUCAAGGAGACAUGGUAACAGGCUAUCUAGUUUACAGUGCAUCUUAUGAUGACUUUUUAAAGAAUAAGUGGUCAACCAGGACUGCAGGGACUACUCAUUUGCCCAUUGAGAACCUGAAGCCCAACACACGGUAUUAUUUUAAAGUUCAAGCAAAGAAUCCCUUUGGUUAUGGACCUGUGAGCUCUUCAGUCUCUUUCAUCACAGAAUCUGACAAUCCUCUCCUCGUUGUCAGACCACCUGGUGGUGAACCUAUCUGGAUCCCCUUCACUUUCAAAUACGACCCCACCUAUUCAGACUGUAGUGGGAAGCAGUACGUGAAGCGAACGUGGUACCGCAAGUUUGUAGGAGUGGUUCUUUGCAACUCCUUAAGGUACAAGAUUUACCUCAGUGAUGACCUGAAAGAUACCUUCUACAGCAUCGGGGAUAGCUGGGGAAGGGGCGAGGACCACUGCCAGUUUGUGGAUUCCCACCUGGAUGGAAGAACAGGACCUCAGUCAUACAUUGAAGCCCUGCCCACCAUCCGAGGGUAUUACCGGCAGUACCGCCAGGAGCCUGUGUCAUUUGGGCGCAUCGGAUACACAACACCCUACUACUAUGUGGGCUGGUAUGAGUGCGGGGUGCCUAUCCCAGGGAAAUGGUAGGAGUCUGCUUUCCUGUCUUAGGGCAGACCAUGCUUUUCAAAUUAUUUCCACCGGAGGACUGUGAGCAACUGAUUUGGAAAAGAAAAAAAAAAAAGUAAAGAAAUGAGGCAAACCAGUGAAGACCAGCUGCUCAGGAAACCCCCGUGAAGCCAAGCAUGGUCCCCACCCUACCAGCUUAAAUCAGUGGUGCUGAUUGAUUUCUGCUUGGAAGCAGGACAGGAUAUAAGUUUGGGGUCCUACCUUCCUCCUCUGGGUCCUUAAAGCAUGGAGAGGUGGUUGCAGUGUGUGCAACCUGUGGAAACCAGAACUUUAUUAGCCGUGAAAAUCUGGAAGUUUCUUAGAUGUUGCAGGAACGACCUAAGCAUGCUGUGCUUGCUUAAUGGGAUGCUAAACUGUCCUUUGCUGCCCACCAGGGCUUCUCUAUGCAAUUGUGCCAUGUAACUGGCUGCCCAUCAAAGGCAAUGUAUUCUCCUGAAGACUUACCCUGUGGGUUUGCCCACUGCUGGACUAAUCACCAGGUCACAGUGUAAAUUCACUUUGAGAUAUAUAUUAUCUAUAUCUAUAUAAAUACAGUACUGUACAUCUGCAGAAGUACCGCUUUGAGAUGCUGUUUUUCUUGUUCACUAGAUAAAUAUGUUUGAAAUUUUUAUGUAAAAGGUGCUGUUAAUUCUUUGAGAUAUUGCUGUGCACAAUAUAUUAACCAAGGAAAGAUCUGUGUUCUUCUUGUGAGUACUCUUGGUCUAACGUUUGAAUUAUUGAUCAAAGACCCAUGUCCCACUUCCUUGCUAGCAUUCAGACUGGACAUUCAGUGGGAAUGUACCCCUUUAUCCAUGUUAGACUGGCACUGUAUAGUCUGGCAAAAACACAUAUUCAGCAGUUUAUCAGCAUGAGUUAAACUUUCUAUCCUUUACUGUUUAAAGCUUUUCUUCCAUCCAUUCUCAUUUUAUUUGAUAUGGUAUUUAUUCCUUGUCAGCAUCCUUCACUUCACUGUGCCAAGGCAUGAGAUGAGUAACUUGCAAAUUAGGAACUGUUUUUAACUUAUUUGCCCUCCAAAAAGAAAGUCAAAUCAAUAGAAGAGACAACUAGCAGGAGACUCCUUUGACUUUGAUCCAUCCUGGGGACAAACUAGGAUACAGUUCAUUUAAAAUACUACUGAAAUCUCUUCCAUUCAGAUCAGAAAGCAAAAAUGCACCUGGAUGAAAGGUACGAUGAUGAUUUUUUUAGCAGGCACUUGGAUGCUUGCAAUAACAUAGGAUUUUAGUAGCCCUUCUAGGUCAUCUAGCAUUAAUGGUUUACUCGGUAACUUUCAAAAUCUGAUCGUUUCAUGGUAACAUUUCAACAUCCUUUGCUCAUGUUAAUAAGACUCCUCCAUUUUGACGGCCCAGGAGAGCAGAUAGCAUACCUGGGGGACAGAUCCUGUCUCUGGCCCACUUCUCCCUCCCAUUCCAUCUUACAUGUAGUGUAGAUCUAACACCUUUUCAGUUUCUUCCUGUAGUUACUGUAGAUGGUAUGGGGACCAAAAAAAGGACCUAAAGUAAUUAAAAGAACAUUUAAAUUUUCCUGGUUAUUUGGUUUCAGCAUUUUAAUUAAUCUUGCAUACUUUUGCUUCAGUACGGUGCCAAAUAUAUGAUCUUGAAGUAUUACUUUUUUCCCUAAUAAACCUA
Molecule: messenger RNA, 6735 nt
Organism: Calypte anna (Anna's hummingbird)
Lineage: Eukaryota; Metazoa; Chordata; Aves; Apodiformes; Trochilidae
Gene: FNDC1
Product: fibronectin type III domain containing 1
Exons: 20
Coding region: 20-5071 (1683 amino acids)
Molecular function (GO): protein binding
Source: RefSeq, a predicted model, not a curated record